Molecule: messenger RNA, 3628 nt
Organism: Tuber melanosporum (Perigord truffle)
Lineage: Eukaryota; Fungi; Ascomycota; Pezizomycetes; Pezizales; Tuberaceae
Exons: 9
Coding region: 150-1796 (548 amino acids)
Biological process (GO): regulation of DNA-templated transcription
Cellular component (GO): nucleus
Molecular function (GO): RNA polymerase II transcription regulatory region sequence-specific DNA binding; DNA-binding transcription factor activity, RNA polymerase II-specific; zinc ion binding
Source: RefSeq, a predicted model, not a curated record
GCGAGGCAGUACCGAUCGAUCAGCGCGCUGACAUUCUGGGUGUAACCGGUUCGCCCUUUACAGCAGAGCGCUCAGUCGAAUGCGGCGAAACAAGAGUCAACAAUAACACUUGAAACUAAUUCCACCCUUCCUCCAAUCCUUCGUUCCAAAUGACCGAGGUUCACCCUCCCGCAAGUGCGAGUAGCAAUGGGGCUGCAGUGAGAGCCCCACAUCCAUCCGCUCAACAGAGUAAUGGAGGGGGUGUCGGUACUUCUCAGGGCGGUGCAUCUGGGAAUUCGGCUUCUUCGUUGGGCACCGUUGGUGCUGAGCCGUCGGGCUCCCAAUCUCCGACUACUUCGACUCCUGGCCAGACGUCUAUGGGACGAAGCCCUAAAAAGCGCCGCAAGGUCAAUCAUGCAUGCGUGUAUUGCCGAAGAUCACACAUGACGUGCGAUGAUGACCGGCCAUGUAUGCGUUGUGUGAAAAGAAAUAUAGGUCAUUUAUGUCACGACGAGCCUCGCGAACCCAAAAAGUCAAAGACAGAGUCCUCUACAACCACCCAGGAAAACGAUCAGGAGGACUCGAAUACCUCUCCUUCUAAGGCGUCAGUAUCGCCUCCGGUCAACGGCAUGUCAAAACCACUUGAGCAACAAGAGGUAAGAGCAUCCACGGCAACUACUGCCUCCAAUGUCUCGCUUCCUCCACCACCCAUACCUCCCUCUAGGCCCGGUGCAGGGACGUCCAUUGUCGCACCGUCCCCAGUCUCUGUAGCGCCGAGGGCAGCCCUCAAUGGAGGUUCCCAAGCCUUUUUGGGAGUUACCGACUGGGAUCAUCCGCUGCCGCAACAACAAGCAACAUCAUAUACCAAUCCAUAUCAUCAUCAGUGGAUGUUUUCCGCUCCGGAAGUGUCCAGCGAAUUUAGUUUGCUGAGUGACUUCCUCGGCAAUCUAUACCCCGAUGAGAUCUUCACCGCCGAUCAGAACCAGAGCCUGUUUUCAGACACAUCAUCCAACGUUCAACUGGGUCAAUCUGGCACGAGUAAUACCACCUUCAAUCAGCAGAGGCUUCUACCGCCUGUAAACCCCAACUCAACAUCGUCAAUCCCUCGCCCAGGAAGUGCAAAGCCCUCGACCGAGAGGGCAAAGGAAAAUUACUAUCUCACUGCCGCGGAUCCAUCUCAGGAUGCUCCGGAGGAGAGGAUGAAACAGGUCCUAAAGGCGAAACUUGAAGCGGGCCUUCUGAAGCCUUUCAACUAUGUAAAAGGAUACGCCAGACUUUCGCAGUACAUGGAGAAAAACAUGGCGCACAGUUCGCGCAGAAGGAUACUAGCGCAAUUGGACAAGUUCAGACCAAAGUUCAGGGAGCGGACGCAUCAGUUGACGGAUCUCGAUUUAGUUCACGUGGAAGAAUGGUUUGAAAAGUCCUUACUUGAGUACGAUCGAGUUUUUGCUUCCAUGGCAGUCCCAGCUUGCCUCUGGCGGAGGACUGGAGAGAUAUUCAGAGGAAAUAAGGAGUUUGCGGAACUUAUAAGUGUCCCAAUAGAGCAAAUGAGAGAUGGAAAGUUGGCGAUUUAUGAGCUAGUCGUAGAAGAUUCUGCUGUAAGCUACUGGGAGAAAUUCGGCACCAUCGCCUUUGACACUACUCAAAAGGCUAUGUUGACGAGCUGCCAUUUGAAGAACCCUGAUCCAAAUGCUAAGGAAAAGCUCAUCCAUUGUUGCUUCUCAUUCACGAUUCGACGAGAUAUGAACGAUAUUCCCGCACUAAUAAUUGGUAACUUUCUACCUAUACACCCUAAAAAACAUGGCUUUGGCGCAUAAGAGCUGUUGAUUCAUAAAUUGGGGGUUUACGCUUUUUUUUUUUGUCUUAUGUCACUUCCGUCGCCAGAUGUAAUUCUAUAUAGGAUAGCCUUUGACACCAAUGAUUGUAAUGAUUGCUUACCUGCAUGCCACCUAAACGAGGCUUGGCUGAAUCAUUGCCUGACUCACUCCUGUCUAUUGAGACCAAGAUUCUACUUGCGGCGGGAGGGCAUUACAUGGCGAAGUUGUUACAAUGCGCUCCUUUCUUGCAUGCUUCUCACGGCGUUAUGUGCAAAGCUGGCCUGGGGUUGAACGUUUGCUUUUAUUUUCCUUUCUCUUAAUUUUGUUUACUUUCUGUUUCACUUGUUCCCUUUUCCCUCCUUAGGAGACCCCCUGAAAAGGUGGGAUGUCUGCUUCAAGACCAGUGAUAGAGUGGUUGGCGAUCAAAUUGGAGAUUCUGGUUUUAAAUGACUUGCGUGGGCAGGAGGAGGGAGAGCACAGCCUAUUGAUUAAAGUUAUUAUCUGUGAGAAAGAAGUCCAAUGUUGUGUGUGAGUAAGCUCUUACUCCUAUAUUUGCGGGGUGUACGAGUACAAUUACAUAUGGGAAUUGAAGUUGCAGGCUCCCGGAGACCCGUGUCUUGCCUUGCCAUUGGACAAUGCAUGUACCCGAGAGAGAGGUGGGGGGGGGGGGGUAGCCCAAUUCAUUACAUCUCCGGCCGGCACUUUUAGAGCUGUCAACUUUCCGCCGCUGCCACCAUAGGCGGUCUUGCUCUCAGUUUCUCACUCCCAUUGCCAUACUCUUACGCACGAAGCCGUCCCUUCUGCCCGUCACCGUGGUCCAUACAUUUAUACAUCUAUUCAUACACCCACUUAUACCUCCCAGAAUCCAACCUCUUCUGGUUAUCUACCUCUCCAUCUAAUUCUCUGGCCGGAUAGAGAGCUACCACUGCCGGAUGGUAGGUUAUCCCCCUCACUCCCACCCAUCCUAACACAGCAGCUUCGGGCUAUAUCCGUUCCAACAGCUCCCUAGUUUGCUUGCCGGCCAACGGAUAUCAGUGAGAAAAUUGUACCCCAGAUGCCCCCUUGGACACACCGCAGGAAAAGAUCAAGGUUUUUUAUGCAUCAUUCUUCGAAAUAUACCGAGAUCUUACAACUCAAUCUUACAAGGUCCGCUUGAGCAUCCGACUCGUGGAAGGGGCUGAGUUAGCUGAAAAAACGGGCAAAAAAACGUGCAAGUGAGAACCAAAUUGAGGGCGCAAUAAUAAUAAUAACAAGUGGUCUGGCUCACGGAGUAGCCGGUCUCCUAAUGGUAUUAUGAUUCGUUUUCUUAAUGGACAUGGUGAGCGUCAAUGGGCCAUAAAUGUUGCGGAAAACACCACCAAGCACCAUGAGGAAAUAUUCAAGCCUACUGGCAGCAGCAGCUGGCUCCCGGACGAUUAACUAUGGGAUAGAGUCUGGUAUCAGUACUGUGCUUUCGGACCGUCGUUGCAUGGCGGCAGUUAAACCACUCUUUGGUAGCUUAUAUGUAUAGCAGAGUGGCAGAUACAUGGGCAAAGAGUUCACAACGUUUAUGGAUUCACUAUGAAAGAUCGGUCACCAACUACCGCCGCACAAUGUCCUAUGUAAGUCAUUGAGUAGGUCUGGAGAUCUUUCGGUGUAAUCAAUGGAAUCAACCCUGUGGUAUUUUCUCGAACUAGGGUACAACCUUCGUUUGUGCGUCAUGCAUGACCAUUGCACGGUUUCCCCGUCUGAUGAUAUCCGCACAACCAUGCUGCUGAUAUGGAGGGAGUAUUGUUGGUGGGCAAUGCAGUCAUUGCGAACUCAAAAGAGGAAAACUUGAAUUGUGCAAGGAA